AUGCCUUCCCAAGCUGCUCUCCUCAUUGGGGCUAUUACGCACGCGCGCAAAGAAUGGGAGAGUCUCUCCUCGAUCCUGUCCCUCAAGGAAUUCCCCAGCGGCACUCGAGAGGAGUUCAUUAAGAACUGCAAGGCGGGACACUACGAUGAUGUGACUGCAAUUUACCGAUCCAAUACCUCUAAUAAGUACACCGGAAACUUCGAUGCCGAGCUGCUCGCCGUGCUACCCCAGUCGGUCAAGUAUAUCUGCCAUAAUGGCGCCGGAUAUGACAAUCUCGAUGUGGCAACUUGCUCGCAGAAGAAUAUUUCCGUCUCGAGCACUCCCGUCGCGGUGAAUAAUGCCACUGCUGAUGUGGGCAUUUUUCUUAUGAUUGGUGCACUCCGCCAGGCUUAUGUGCCCCAGGCUGCUCUUCGGGCUGGCACUUGGCAAGGACAGUCGACUCUGGGCAAUGACCCCCAGGGCAAAGUUUUGGGAAUUUUGGGCAUGGGCGGAAUUGGUCGCGAAAUGGCCGCACGGGCCAAGGCUUUUGGCAUGAAGAUCCAAUACCACAAUCGCUCCCAGCUGCCGGCGGAACUGGAGGGUGGAGCGACAUAUGUUUCGUUCGAUCAGCUUCUGGCUAAUGCCGACGUCCUCAGCUUGAACUUGGCCCUGAACGCAUCGACACGGCAUAUUAUUAGCGCGAAGGAGUUUGGGAAAAUGAAGGAUGGCGUAGUGAUUGUCAACACUGCGCGUGGAGCUUUGAUCGACGAGAAGGCGCUGGUCGCUGCGAUCGAAUCUGGCAAGGUUCGGUCUGCUGGCCUGGAUGUAUACGAAAAUGAGCCAGCAAUUGAGCCCGGUCUGGUGAACAACCCGCGGGUCAUGCUGCUCCCUCAUAUUGGUACAAUGACCUAUGAGACACAAAAGGAGAUGGAGAUCCUGGUGCUCGACAAUCUGCGGUCUGCGGUGGAGAAGGGAAAGUUGAUUACACAAGUACCAGAACAAAAGCGGGCAUAG
Molecule: messenger RNA, 993 nt
Organism: Penicillium pulvis
Lineage: Eukaryota; Fungi; Ascomycota; Eurotiomycetes; Eurotiales; Aspergillaceae
Product: D-mandelate dehydrogenase-like dehydrogenase
Exons: 6
Coding region: 1-993 (330 amino acids)
Cellular component (GO): cytosol
Molecular function (GO): glyoxylate reductase (NADPH) activity; NAD binding; hydroxypyruvate reductase [NAD(P)H] activity
Source: RefSeq, a predicted model, not a curated record